This is a messenger RNA of Fraxinus pennsylvanica, 378 nucleotides long. The record is from the annotation of a GenBank genome assembly. NCBI's taxonomy places the organism in Eukaryota, Viridiplantae, Streptophyta, Magnoliopsida, Lamiales, Oleaceae.
AUGUUUUUAAAUGUUUCUUUCGAUUUCUUUAGUUAUAUUGUUGAAUCAGUUUUUUUUUACUCUCUCUUUCUCUCCCUCUUCUCUAAACACCGUUCCUUCGUUUUUCUUCGACAUUUGACGGUGCUUUCGAGUUGGGAUGGAGGUGGAAUUGAUGGUUCGAAGGUGGUGGAGAAGGGGCAGGAAAGAGUCAACAUGGUGGUCAACUUCAAGAAGCUGAGGAGUGGCUGCUUUCAAAUUCGCGAGGAAGGCGGAGAGAUUUUUGUAAGCUUGCUGAAUAUGAAGAAACGCUUCACAUUCUUGAAGGCAGUGGACAUGGAGAAGGUCAUUUAUGAUAUUAUUGAAAAGUUUGAACUCACGAGUUUCUUGGCUUAUUCCUAG